CAAUAAAGCUAAGGGAAAAAGCCAAAAAGCAUAAUAUGAGCCCUUUAAUACAUGUGAUUAUUUUAAAUUGCCUGCACUUUGUCUCCCACUGUAGCCAGUUAUAGUGAUCACCCUCUUAUAACACACCCCACCUCCCCACCAACUGAGCCUAGACUAGACUGUACCAUCUCUGACAGCAUGGGAGGGGGCUCGGCCGCAGUAUCGUGGCAACUGCAUCAUCUUGAUCACAUAAAAAGCAGCUGGAUGAAGGUGGAACUAGCCUAAGGCAUGUUUUGAUUAAUUUCUAAACCCCUCCAGGCUCUCUUGCCGUCUUCCAGGGAUCUACAGGAGGUUUUCCCGGCUGCGUUCCCCUCCUCGCCGCGCUUCCACCGGUGAGCCAGUCAGCAGAGAGAGCUGAACAAAGCAGAGAGAGAGAGAGAGGGAGAGAGAGAGAGAGAGCGAGAGAGGGGAGCUUCUGGGAAGAAAUGUCUCUCACUGACUGUCGCCUGGACAACCGGAGCAUGGAGGAGAUGAAAUUGCAGAGCACAACUUCAGCACAUUACAAGUGGACCCUGUAGGCCUGAACGCUCCACCUGUCCUUCUCGUCUCAUCAGCCCCAGGUGCCAGCAUGGAUGUGGGGGACGAUCCGCUGCUGUUUCAGCCCAGCUGGGGAGGAGAGGAAGAUGAGGAGGAGGAGGAUGAGGAAGGAGAGGAUGGAGCAGCACCCGCAGCAGGACAGAACGGUUUCUCUGGGGAGGCUGGCAUGUGUGGACUGUGGAGGGCAGUGGGGUGGGUGUACACACAGCCCUGGGCCAGUGGGGUGCUUUUAGGGGUAGUCGUGUCAAUCCCAUGCGCCCUGUUUGCCUACAUGCUGCUCUACUGCCCCCCUCUGGACAUAGACCUCUCCUACAGUGCCUUUGAGGUUCACAGUCACUUCUCUGCCGAGCGCUUCGACGCCCUCACCAUCGCUGUGAAGACUCAGCUGGGGUCCUGGGACAGACGUAGGCGAGACUUAGAUAACAGCGAGUCUGAGGCCCUGAGGGAGCUUCUGCUGGAGAAGCUGAGCAAACAGGGAGUGUUCAACAGGACAGAUAAUGAGGCUGCGAGUUCCUCCACUCCUCGAAACUACCCCUCACACCCAGGAGAUCAUGAGAAGAGAGCAGCCACGGCAAGCAGAGAUAAAAGGACGGCGCUUAAAUUGGGUCAGGAGAAAAUGGGGAAGCACAGGAACUUGUAUCACGGAGCAGAAGAAGAAGAAGCGGAGAGAUCAUGGGAUGGGAAUUCAACUCUUCGGCUCAUUAGGAGGCGCAGGUUCGCUCCCAAUUACUACCUGCAGAGCCAGGCUCUGUGGAGGAUCGAGCUGGUGUUUGUGGCUCAAGGGGAGGGCGAUCGCAACAUCUUCACCCCCGAACGCCUGCAGACAAUUCACCACGUGGAGCGUCUGCUCAUGCAGCAUCCGCAGUUCCAUCAGUUCUGCUGGAAGCCUCUGGAGAUGCUGAGGGAUCUGCCACUGGGACCGUCCUACUGCUCCCCGCCCAGCUCACUCCUGUCCUACCUGUACCCCAGCGAGAGAGGGGGGAAGAUUUACUAUGAUGGCAUGGGCCCAGAUCUGGCCGAUAUUCAAGGGUCUCUGAGUCUGGCCAUCACCCACCCACAGUUCUACUGGUACGUGGAUGAGAGUCUGUCGCCGGAGCAUCUCUCCUCCUCUCUGUUACGCAGCGAGAUCCACUUCGGAGCUCCUCUUCCUUCCUUCUACUCCCUGCAGGACCGAGCUCACGAGCAAAGAUCACGCUUCAAAAACUUUGUGGUGCAGUAUGCAGACAUCCUGACCAAACAAUCUACCAGCCAGGUGAAGGUGCUGUAUGGGGGAACAGAGCUGUUUGAUGAUGAGGUGAGACACACCUUCCACAACGACAUGAUGCUGGCUGUCAUCAGCGGAGCCUGCAUUACUCUGCUCGUCUAUGUCCUGACCUCCUUUUCUGUGUUUCUGACUCUCUUCGGACUCGCUAGCAUCGGACUGAGCUGCCUGAUGGCUCUGUUCUUGUACCAUGUUGUCUUUGGCGUGAGGUACCUGGGCAUUCUCAAUGGAGUUGCAGCCUUUGUUAUUAUUGGAAUUGGUGUGGAUGAUGUAUUUGUGUUCAUCAGCACCUUCAGACAGGCUUCUCAUCUACGUCAGCCGCAGCAGCGAAUGAUCUACACAAUUAAAACAGCCGGCCGAGCUACUUUCCUCACCUCCUUCACUACUGCAGCUGCCUACGCUGCUAACACCUUCUCUCAGAUCCCAGCCGUGCAUGACUUUGGCCUAUUCAUGGCCCUCAUUGUCAGCUGCUGCUGGUUUUGGGUGUCCGCCCUGAUGCCUGCCGCCCUGUGUAUCUGGACCGAGUGUGUGGCGCCUCAGGAACACGCCUGGUUGAAUUGCUGGAAGCUGUUGUCGGGCCUGUCAGCGAGCCACAGCCCAUUGUCAGAUGAGGAUGAUGAUGUGGCGCUUCUGUCAGUGGAGAUGGAGCCAGGCGCGGGUGACACGGACGGCGAUGCAGCCAUUCUUUCCCUGUCGGUGGAGACACCUCCGUCCCCUUCAGGGCAGCAGCACGUGGGUGUGGUGAGCACAAAUCUCCGGUGGGCCCUAAAGCAUUUAGUGGCAGAGCCAGCUGUGGAGCGACGAAAAGCUGUUCUAGGCGUCUUCCUCCUGGUUCUGGUCUUAUCUGCCGGCUGCUGCUGUCUCCUGAGGCCGGCCACUCACGCCCCCCUUCUUUUCCGCCGGGACACAAACCUUCAAACGCUGCUGGCUCUGAGGAGCAACCUCAGCGGUCAAGGCAUCUCCUGCCCCAUGUGUUCAGGUGUGUUCAUGGAAAAGCCCCAUCCCUUGUACACACACACUUCCUCAUCAGCAUUUAAGUUCUCCACUCAUCAGCAGAGCUCGAGCAAAACGACUUCAUCUGCUCCACGGAGCGCUGUAAAACAAAAUUCAAGCACCAACCAAACAGAGUCUUUACUGACAGUGUACAUAUCAAAGUUGGACCUCGGAGCCUCUACAACCCUUUACCGUUUCUCCCUCAAUGCCAGCGCUCCGUCCCCGUGGAAACUGUGCAGCACAGAGCACGAAGAGGUGUCGUCAUUUCAGGCUUAUAAUCAGCCCCGCAGCAAUUACACCAGCAGAAUGACCGUGUGUGUUUCCCAUGUGUACCACCCGUACCCCAGCUGGAUGAUCACAUUCACCUUGUGUGAACCCCGCCAUGGCUGGGCGCCAGAGUUUUCCUUUUAUGUAGCGUCGUCUCUGCAGCAGCACAGCAGGAGACUUCGCUUCGCCCAGCGCCGCCUGAGACCUCAUCCCAGCCGCGUGUGUGUUGACCCGCCUGGCUGCGGCAUCAGUUCUGGGCCGGAUGGACCCACGCAGGGAACCUUUUAUACCCCUCUUCCCAGUGAUCCCUCUUCUGCUGCCAAAACGAAAGCAUCCAAAACGUUUGGCUUCAACCCAUGCGGUGGCGGGGCGUGUGGCCAGCCGGCGGUGCGUCCUCUGGUGGACACCGGGGCGAUGGUUUUUGUCGUCUUUGGCAUCUUGGGAGUCAACCGAACCGGAAACAGGGACAACCACGUCAUCGGAGAUAUGGGCAGCAUUAUAUUGGACCCAGACUUUGAUGUUUUCCAGGAAAUGGGGCAUCUUUGCAAAAUCUGCAAAGCUAUUAGUGCAAACACACAACUUGUGAAGCCAGGAGGAGCGCAGUGUUUGCCUUCAGGUAACAAACUGUCUUCUAUUGUGCCUCUGCUCCAUCCGGAGUGCCACUCUCUCCCCGAGCCCAACCUGCUGCCAGGGCAGCUCUCCCACGGAGCGGUGGGAAUACACGGAGGCAAGGUCUGCUGGCUGUCCAUGGCCUUUGAGUCCACCACAUACAAGGGCAAAUCCUCCUUUCAGACCUACUCCGACUUCCUUCAGUGGGAGAAUUUCAUCCAGGAGCAGCUGGCCUCCCUCCCGCAGUCCUCCGCUCUGCAACGGGGUUUCCAGACCUGCGAGCACUGGAAGCAGAUCUUCAUGGAAAUCAUAGGUGUGGAGAGUGCCCUCUGGAGCCUGCUGCUGUCUCUGGCCAUCUGCGUGGCAGCUGUGUCCGUGUUUACUGCACAUCCUAUGCUGCUGCUCCCAGUACUCAUAACCAUUCUAGGCGUGAUCUGCCUGGUGGUGGCGGUCAUGUAUUGGCUGGGCUGGGAGAUGGGAGCAGUGGAGGCCAUUUCUCUGUCUAUACUUGUGGGAUCUUCUGUGGAUUACUGUCUGCACCUGGUGGAGGGAUACCUGCUGGCUGGGGAGACCGCACCCUCUACACCUGCUCCUAACUUGGAGCCUCGGGCCGAGAGGCAGAGACGGACCCUGGAGGCAGUGAACCAUGUGGGCGUUGCCAUAGUGUCCAGCGCCGUCACCACGGUGAUCUCCACAGUCCCUCUUUUCUUCUGUGUCAUUGUGCCUUUCGCCAAGUUUGGACAAAUAGUGGCCAUUAACACGGCCGUCUCCAUUGUGUUCACGCUGACCGUGACUGUGGCCAUGUUGGCGUGCAUGGCCCCCGCCCGCUUCAGCAGACCCCCCAGCGCUGUGCUGAAGGCCAGCCUGGCCGUGGCGGCCGCGGCAGCCUUGGGAGCGGCUCUGUGCUGGGCGGGAGGUCGGCUGGGAGCGUUGGCCUGGCAAUAAAUCAGCACGUCAAACACACAACUGUACCCCAACUCACACUGAUGUCAGGCAGGGGAGUUCCUGUGUAUGCAAAACUGUCAGCACUCCACUCUCCUCCACAUUUGAGAGGAAUUUCAAGAUCAGCAAAUGAUCCAGUUAUUUACAGCACAAAGAUGUCAGAACUAGAGCAAAGAUGUCAGAAGUAGAGCUGCGAAGCUUAAUCGAUUAGUUGUCAACUAUUAAAUUAAUCGCCAACUAUUUUGAUAAUUAAACGCUUUGUCAUUUUUUAUGAAAAAACUAAAUCUCAGAUUUUAUUGGAUUCCAGCUUCUUCAAUGUGACUAUUUUUUCUUCUCUCCUCUGUGACCGUAAACUGAAUAUCUUUGAGUUGUGGACGAAACAAGACAUUUGAAGGCUUUGGGAAACAUUUCUGACAUUUUAAAGACCAAACAACUAAUCGGUUCAUCGAGAAAAUAACGGAGAGAUUAAAUCGACAAUGAAAUGAAUCGUUAGUUGCAGCCCUAUUCAGAACCUAUUCCUUUAUUAGAAGCUGUUUGUCUUCACAAAAUACUAAUUUUUCACUCGUAUUGAUCAGUGGAUUGUACGUACUAUAGUGUAAAUAUCUUUGUGAUUCACAGUAGUGGGUUGAUACGAUGAUUCAGCUGAGGUAUUUAUUUGAUUGGGAUAUUUCAGCCUAGAGGGGAAAGAUGAUUGAGUAAUCGUUGGGAAACACUGGCUGAGUCACAGUUUUCAUCUGUGUAACUCGUUGAGUUGUGAAGAGCUGCUGACUGUUCUGUGACCUGUGAACAGCGACCGGGUGCGCUCUGACGUCCAUAACCAUCAGUGAAACUGGUCCACAUGAUUCAUGGCCAUCUUGUGAAACAUCACGUUUUGAUUGAUCUUCUCUUUGUGUUUUCUUAGUUGUGCAUUGAAUGUGUUUUCAGCCACAUUUGUAACAAAGGUUAUGAUGUCCCAAUGUGGCUGGAUUAAAAAUUGUACUAGUCAAGUUUAUACCGUGCACAGUUCUGUUAAAUGUAACGUGUGAUGUAAAAUGUUUCGGUAUGCUGCUCUCACACAUUCCGAACUGAACUUUUGACGCUGCCAGCACACACUUGCUCUGAAGAGUUGUGUAUACCAAGACUUACCACGAGGUACCUCCUCUUUUCUGACCUUUCAUGUGUUUAUAUCAUAGACUGUAAAAAUAAUGCACGUAGCAGGAGUGACGUCACCCAUUGGUUUGUGGACUGCCGCUUUGAAGCCUCGAGUUUGCCGAUACAGGUGCCAUCAUCUUGUUUUUUUGCCACCGGAUGCGGCGAUUUUUGACGCAACGUUGGAGCUGGGGAGGAUGACUCGGCCAAGCCAGUGUUGUUUAUGGUUGCAAUGGGGCAGUGCUAAACCAAACGCUAAAGAGGGAAAAAAUCUACAAACUUUCCCUUAAGUUACCAGCUAACGCUAGCUGUAGCUAGCUAGGUUGGCAGCAAGCUGAACAAGAUAUUUUUAGGUGACCAAAGUGUUCCAGUUAACUUUGAAGAAGUGGAAACACACAGUGAGAGGGUCACAGUUUAAGA
Sander lucioperca (pikeperch) is the source of this 6196-nucleotide messenger RNA. RefSeq names its product dispatched RND transporter family member 3 (gene disp3). The transcript has 22 exons. The coding region runs from base 608 to 4651 and encodes 1347 amino acids. Gene Ontology annotation, cellular component: membrane. NCBI's taxonomy places the organism in Eukaryota, Metazoa, Chordata, Actinopteri, Perciformes, Percidae. The record is from RefSeq and is a predicted model, not a curated record.